AUGGCGUUCGCAAUUGCUCGCAAGUCCGCCACGGUCGCGUUGCUCGUCUGGCUGUGUCAUGCAGCCCAAGGCAAGCGGAUGUCCAUGCAAUCUCUGACGACCUUCCUCAAAGCUCGGGAGGUCUCCACGACUCCGGACCCGUAUAGAAUUGCGGGAAACGCAGCUGUAGAAGAGAAUGCCGCCGACGUGCCCAUGGACCACACUACGGCUAUCACCUAUGUCCUCUCCUUCUGCGUCAUUCUCGCUGCCAUCUGUGUAAUCUUUGCGAUCACGGUGCUCAUAAGGUAUCGCAAGCGUCGACGCGCACAGGGACCCGAGAAAGUUGACGGCGGCGCAAACUGGGAGAAGAUCGGCACUCAAGAGUUGCAAGGCGCUAGAGACCGCUUCAAGCGGAUGGGCCUCUUCCACCCGUCCACAGCGUGUCUCCGGCAGCUCGAUGCUCGCCUGCCUUGUCGCUGCCCACUGUGUAUUGCUGCUGAGGAAGCUACGGUACCCGACCUCGACUCUCGAGCAAAUACACGACCGACGGAAACUGUGACCUCGCCCCCGGACUCUGGACGGGCCGGCACCUUCCCUCGUCGCCCGCGCAACAAUGAGAACGCUUUCGCUGGCCUCGUUCGCACCCGCCCUGCGCAACCGGUCUCUCCGCACGAACACGAGUGGACGCUCUUCCAUGGCUCGUCGCCUGCGCUCGCUGGCUCUGGUUCUAUGCCUAUCCGCGCAGGUCCGGAGCUCACCCCCAUCGAACCUGCUCGGCUCUCGCAGAUGUCCCCGCUCUCUAGCCUGAGAUCGUCUCUCAUUCACGGGCUCGAACGGCCUCCUCUCCUCUCGGACGACUCGGGCUUGUCCACCAUCAAGGUUGUCAACACGCCGAAGGGCGAGGACGUCAAGGGAAGCCCGCUCGCAGAGGGAACCUCAAUGACUGUGGAGACGUUCACGGCUUUCAAGCUCAUCCCCGAGAUGGACCUCUCGAACAAGAAUGCGUGGAUCUCGGACGCUGAUUGGGUCUUGGCGAAUGAACCCGUUGCGCAACCGCUUGCUGAGGUAGACCUCCAGGAGCCUUGCUGCGCCUCAGUCGCGAAGACGGUGGCUCGGCCUCCUCUGGCAAAGGUUGAGCGUUGA
Messenger RNA from Rhodofomes roseus, 1122 nucleotides. RefSeq lists its product as uncharacterized. The transcript is spliced from 2 exons. NCBI's taxonomy places the organism in Eukaryota, Fungi, Basidiomycota, Agaricomycetes, Polyporales, Fomitopsidaceae. The record is from RefSeq and is a predicted model, not a curated record. The coding region runs from base 1 to 1122 and encodes 373 amino acids.